Molecule: messenger RNA, 1783 nt
Organism: Myotis brandtii (Brandt's bat)
Lineage: Eukaryota; Metazoa; Chordata; Mammalia; Chiroptera; Vespertilionidae
Gene: ECHDC3
Product: enoyl CoA hydratase domain containing 3
Exons: 8
Coding region: 1-1155 (384 amino acids)
Cellular component (GO): mitochondrion
Molecular function (GO): hydro-lyase activity
Source: RefSeq, a predicted model, not a curated record
AUGGCAUUCAGAGGGGACCACAUGAGCAAAGGCAUUGAAAGGGAAAAACUGAGCAACUAUGUGGAAAUCGCAAAGACCGGGAUGUGCAGCCAGGCCAGAACUCAGUCUGUACCCUACAAGCAGUGGUUUCCAGGGGGCAAGUGUAAGCGGGAGGAGGCAAAAGUGAUGCUACAACAGGGGCCUGUGUCUCAGUAUCUGAAUGAAACACUCAGCUCUUCACGUGAAAUGGGCCCGGGGUUUUACGUCACGACCGAUAACCAUGAGUUUAAAUAUGAUUUGAGACUCAGUCAACUGCUUGGUUGUCUCUGGACACCCCAUCCACAUGCCCUCUCUGUCCUCUCACUCCCCACAGACACUUCCUCUUGGUCAGCCCCGGGACCUAGGGGUGCCCACUGCACAGCCAGGGAACUCCAGGGUCUCAGGAACAUUGUCUUGAGCAAUCCAAAGAGGAGGAAUGCGCUGUCACUGGCAAUGCUGAAAUCUCUCCAAAGGGACAUUCUUCAUGAAGCUGAAAGCACAGAUCUGAAAGUCAUUAUCAUUUCAGCUGAGGGACCUGUAUUUUCUUCCGGGCAUGAUUUAAAGGAACUGACGGAUGAGCAAGGUCCAGAAUAUCACACUGAAGUAUUUCAAACCUGUUCUGAGGUCAUGAUGCUGAUCCAGAAUCAUCCCGUCCCCGUGAUCGCCAUGGUGAACGGCUUGGCCACCGCUGCUGGCUGUCAGCUGGUUGCCAGCUGUGACAUUGCCGUGGCCAGUGACAAGUCCUCAUUUGCCACUCCAGGUGUGAACCUCGGGCUCUUCUGCUCCACCCCUGGGGUGGCCUUGGGGAGAGCAGUGCCAAGAAAGGUCGCCUUAGAAAUGCUUUUUACCGGGGAACCCAUAUCUGCUCAGGAAGCCUUGCUCCAUGGGAUGCUCAGUAGAGUAGUGCCGGAAGAGCAGCUGGAGGAAGAGACCAUGAGAAUCGCAAGGAAGAUCGCUUCCUUGAGCCGUCCUGUGGUGUCUUUGGGCAAGGCUGCCUUCUACAAGCAAGUGCACCAGGACCUUAGAACAGCCUACCACCUGGCCUCCCAGACCAUGGUGGACAAUGUGGCCCUGCAAGAUGGGCAGGAGGGAAUCAAGGCCUUCAUCCAGAAGAGAAAACCCGUCUGGUCACACUGAGCCGGCCUUAACAGAGGGAUGGAGGGAGUGUGACCCAGUGAGCAGCACUCAGGAUGCUCCCUGCCCCCCCACCCCAACCACCACUGCUGCCUCAUGACAGGAACAGUAGACAGACUGCUUCUGUACCAUUGGUCAUGGUCCCACUGCAUGGGGUCUGUAUUCAAAGCCAUGGUUCCUGGGGAAAGGAUGAAACCGAGAUUCAAAGGAAAUCCUAACUUAAGGGUAGUGAGCACCUAUGCUGGGUCAGCUGUGGUAAUAAGCCUGGAAUUUGAUAAACUUCUUCAUGGGACCUUAAGUGUGGGACCACCCUGACAUGGAAGAAGGUGGCGAUAAAAUGAAGCAUGAAUGAAGGAUGCCAACCUGCUUCUGUUAUCAGAAAUGUCCCAUACGGUGGAGGUAGUUCUGGUUGCCCAGACACACGAACCAUUUCCAAUCUCCAUGAGGUAGUCUCCACAUUGCACAUCUUCUUGGUUCUAUUGAGAAAGAAUCAUGCCUAUGGCUUUGGAAUAAUCUUACGUGACUUUAAAAUAUUAAGUAUUUAGAGAGACUGGUAUUUUAUCUUCUUAACCAGAAUGUAAGCUGUUUGAGGAAAAAAAUAAAUGAAUUCUUUCUUUAUAUGCCUGUGCUA